Oncorhynchus tshawytscha (Chinook salmon) is the source of this 4039-nucleotide messenger RNA. RefSeq names its product cysteine-rich motor neuron 1 protein. The record is from RefSeq and is a predicted model, not a curated record. The transcript has 15 exons. Lineage: Eukaryota; Metazoa; Chordata; Actinopteri; Salmoniformes; Salmonidae. Gene Ontology annotation, molecular function: protein binding; serine-type endopeptidase inhibitor activity. Gene Ontology annotation, cellular component: extracellular region. The coding region runs from base 511 to 3321 and encodes 936 amino acids.
AUGUCUAUGCCUGUAAUGUCAAUUUGGGUCUCAGAUUGCAUCUCGAUGUUUCGGUGUUAGGGCAUCCUCACUCCUCUCCAAACGCAGAAGACUCACACUAUGUGGUUGUCGUAGGACGCAGCUAUUAUUUUACUUGAAACAACAAUGAAAGUGCACCUACCUACAGUAGGCAUUGAAUCAGUUUUUCUGAGGAUAGCCCAUUGCCAGUAAAAGGCAAGCCAGCCUACCGGAGAGACCAAACCAGGAGCAUCCGUGCACUUUCCCGUGCACUUUCCGAGGUAGCCUAUUCUCGGGCAGCAUGCUGCCUAGGCUAUUGUAAAUGCACUGACAGUGCAGGCACCAACAAUUUUUCUCAUUCCAUUUUAACCGUAACGUUAUAACUUCUGGAACUACAUCUAACGGACCUCGCGGAUUUAAUUUGGCGAUUUACUUGACAGAAGGAAAUUGUUUGCUUAGACCUACAUUUUUAACAUAGGCUACCGAUCUUGGGCUCAUCAUCAUAUUUGAAAUAUGUUCAGGAAGUGUUUGGUCGAGUUCUUGAAAUUUUCAAUUCUGGUGCGUGUGUUGGUGUCUCAUGAAUGUACGCCAUGUGAUCUCCGGACGUGUCCCCCGAAAGCCUGCGAGAGCGGUCGGACUCUGGCCAGGGACCCGUGCGGAUGCUGCGAUCAGUGUACCCGGAUGGAGUGGGAGCCAUGCGCCGGCCAGGACUGGGCACUGGGCUACUGCGCCUUGGGACUAACCUGCGCGGCUGUCAACCAAACGGGAGCUGUAACGCUCCCUGAUAUAGGAGUUUGUAAAGUUCUGCCUCACAGUCCGGAGGCUGGGUUGGAGGAUGAGCGCUGCCCCCUGCAGACAGGCUGUGACAGGGCCGGGGCCAUGUGUGUGUGUGACGCCCGUCACUCCUGCCUGGGCUCCUUCAGCUACCCUGACAUGGAAUCUUGCAUGAGGGCCAGCAAGACGGAAGGCCGUAGACAUGAGCACCAGGAGAGGCAGAGGGAGAAGUUUGUGGGACCCUCCGACCCAGCCUGCAUGUUUUCUGGGUGCAACCUGACAGCACAGGGCUGUGUGUGUGAAUCCCAGAGCUGCCGCUAUCACUCCUCCUACAUCAACCGCAGCCAGUGCCAGGAGGCCGCAGAGGAGCUGAAGUGUGCUGCGACCACAUGUCCUGCUCUGCCGGUACCUUCCUGUCCUGAGGGCUCGGUUCUGACCAAGAGCUACACUCCCCCUGCUGGCUGCUGCCCCACUGUGCCCCCCCAGUGCACCUGUGACCUCCGCGCGUGCCACAAGCCCCAGUGCCCCUCCGGCCAGAAGACUGUACCACUCAGUCAGGCCACCGGCAAGCCAGGAGACUGCUGUGACAUGUUCAAGUGCCAGAAAGUUUCUCCCAAGUGUGUCCACAACGGGAAGGAGUUUUCAGAGGAGGAGGUGUACCGUAUGGACACGUGCUGGCUCUGCCAGUGCCGAGGAGGGAUAUCCUUCUGCUCCAAAGCAGAAUGUGCAGAACUCGACUGUGAGAACUUCUACAUCCCGGAGGGAGAAUGCUGCCCAGUAUGCAUAGAUGUGGAGCUCCUGUCUAUGGACAGCACGGAGGCCAGCUGCUGGGUGAACAACAAGCUGCGUGGCCACGAGGAGCAGUGGAAGGAGGAUGACUGCACCUUCUGUCAGUGUGUGGAUGGAGACCCUCACUGUACCGCCAUGGCCUGCAAACAGAGCUGCCAGAACCCAGUCAAGAUCCCAGGAGAAUGCUGCCCCUUCUGCGAGGAGCCUUCGUAUGAGACAGUGAGCCCCAUGCUGUGUCCUCGUCUGGAAAACUGCUCUCGAUCAGGGAAAGACUGUCCCUAUGGCUUCCAGCAGGACAACAACGGCUGCCUGCUCUGCCAGUGCCUCAACCAUGAAUCCUGCCCUGACCUGGGGGCAUAUUGCUCCCUGCAAUGCCCCAUGGGAUACGAGAAGGAUAACUUUGGCUGCGAGGUGUGUGAAUGCAGCUCUCCAAUGCCCAAGUGCCGACCCCUGACCUGCAGCAAGACCUGUCCUUACGGAUAUGUGAGGAAUAAGCACGGCUGUGAGAUGUGUCGCUGUAUCAAGUGUCCCCCCUUCACCUGUGACAAGAACUGCAGCGAUGGCUACCGGCAGAACAGGAAGGGCUGCUCCAUCUGCAUGUGCAAAGAGAGUGACCACCUGCCAAGCACCACUGCCCCCGCCCCCAUGCCCAGCUACUGCCUGACCUCCAACAGGCACCGCUAUGAGGAGGGCGAGAGCUGGCACGAUGGCUGCCGAGACUGCUACUGCCUUGCUGGGAGAGAGAUGUGUGUGCUCAUAUCCUGCUCUGUGCCCAGUUGUCCCAACCCCGUGGUCAGGCCUGACCAGUGCUGUCCCACUUGUGAAGAUGAGUCAGGCAGUGGUCAGGCAGAGGGCAUGGACCUGGUGGUGUGUCGAGCCCCUGGGGGGAAACUCUAUGUGGAGGGAGAGACCUGGAACCUGGACGACUGUACACGCUGCACCUGCAGGAAGGGCCGCGUCCUGUGCGACACUGAAGUGUGUCCCCCUGCUGUGUGUCAGGCCCCAACCAGGAACAGGGACACCUGUUGCCAUGUCUGCCCAGAGGACAAGCAGGGUCCCCAGCUCCCGGUGAGCACCAGUCAGCAGGAGUACUGUAUCUCCAGCGAGGGAGAUGUGCUUUUGGCUGGGGACACCUGGAAGGCUAAUGCCUGCACCAGCUGCACCUGCAACAAUGGAACCAUUCAGUGUUUCUCCCAGCGCUGCCCGCCUGCCAACUGCAGGGUGCCCGUCCUGCGCAAGGGCCAGUGCUGCCCUCACUGUCUGGAAAUGACAACAACGUCUGUUCCAAUGAUGGUGUCGACCAAGGCCCCCAAGACCAGGGUUACUAACACAGUGGACAAUACAGUCUGGAUCACCACUGUCCCUUUGCCUCCUAUCAUUGCUGCUACAGAUGGUAACAACCUGGGAGGGAACAUCCCCAGUCAAACUGAGAUGGCUCUCAUCUACCAAUCAGCUGCCUGGAUACUGGCCGGUCUCCUCCUGGCCAUCGUCAUCUUCCUCAUUGUGGCAGUCCUCAUUAACAAGAAGAAAAAGUGGGUGCAGAUGUCGUGCUACAGCGCCCCCAAGAAGACUGUGAUCCUGAAGAAGCAUGCGAAUAAGAACUCGGUGGUGUACAUGGAACCUUCAAAGGAGAACAAGUUCCAGAGCGUGAAGAAUGACUGUGGCAUCAACUUCUCCCCAGAGAUGAGCUCACCAUGUGGGGAGAGGAUGCUCAUCCCCCGGGCCAAGCUGAGUACGGGCCAGGGCAGGGGACAGCGCUAGACCCCCCUCCCCCUAAACACCAACCCCCGUUCACCAGACCCCCAAACUCUACGCUGCCCAAAGGGCUACCAAGCACCACCUCUUCUCUCUUUCUCACAUUUUCAUGGUGACAAUCCACAACAAUGCAAUGCAACUGCCUGUUGCUUUAUCAUACUGCUGGUACAGUGAGGAGAGACUGGGGAGGCAGGAGGAUGUGGCCAUUAUGGGACUUUGCCAUACAGUUCACCACAGACAGAGUGACAGUAAGCCAGCGAGGCUACUAGUCAGCCAGAGAGGCUGCUAGUCAGCCAGAGAGGCUGCUAGUCAGCCAGAGAGGCUACUACUAGUCAGCCAGAGAGGCUACUACUAGUCAGCCAGAGAGAGCUCUGAAAUGUGAACAUGAUCAUCAUCACUUCUCACCUCCUCUGGAACUAGAACAUGAAACUAAUAAGAGGAAUAUAACAGCUUCAGGACAGGGGUUUGGGUUCUAGUCGAGGGUCUCUAGUUUGCUGUUUUCUAUGUGCCGCAGCACAGCAAUCAAUUCAUGAACAAUUGUUUUAGUGAUGCCAAUUUAGCCGGUCUUCCAGUUGUAAUCAAAAUUGGAUGGGAGGGUAAGUCAAUUAUCAGAUGAAUGGCUAGUUCCAUGACUCGCUCCUCUCCCCAGUCAAUGACUUUGAGCAGCAUCAGAACCCAGCAGACUAUGGCCCAGAAAAAUAAAGAAACCCAAACUCCUGCUUUA